This is a messenger RNA of Athalia rosae (coleseed sawfly), 1160 nucleotides long. RefSeq names its product protein dpy-30 homolog. The record is from RefSeq and is a predicted model, not a curated record. Lineage: Eukaryota; Metazoa; Arthropoda; Insecta; Hymenoptera; Athaliidae. The coding region runs from base 140 to 472 and encodes 110 amino acids. Gene Ontology annotation, cellular component: Set1C/COMPASS complex. The transcript has 3 exons.
CAUCAGUCAACGACUGAAGUUUCAGUCAACGAAGAUUGGUAUUGGUCACCGAUUUCACCAAUCUUCAGUCAACGCCCAAUCAAUGCCUAGAGCUUUGAAGCCAAACUGUUGAGGUCUUGGCAGCAGUUUUGUUUGUAUCAUGGCGUCGAGUGGUGAAACCACAAAUGAGAAACGGUACGAAUCAGCAUCAACUCUACCUAUCAGCGAUGUAGAAUCAGAGGCAGCCCACAAAAUCAUAGCCAUGGAAAAAGAUCCAGAUUUGACAGGUGUACCCCAGAAAAAGUCUCGUGUAGAAGUUCAAUCACUUCCAACUAGGCAGUAUUUGGAUCAAACUGUGGUACCAAUUUUGCUUCAGGCAUUAUCGAGUCUUGCCAAGGAAAGGCCACCAGACCCCAUAAACUUCUUAGCUGGUUAUCUGCUGAAAAACAAAAGCCAAUAUGACAAUAGUGGAUCACCACCUACUAGCCAAUAACGAUAUUACAAAAAUUUUUUAAGUCUAAAAUCAAGUGUAAAUGAUUUCAAUCAAUUAGCAAUUCUUAAGUGGGGCAAUCUUAGACGUGUAAAAUUUAUGAUAAGAAUCCUAUCAUGAUAUUUCUGAAUCUAUAUAAGAGUUUGGGAGUUUGUAUUCAAAUUAUACUUACUCAUUUUUGUAGAAUUCUAGUUACGUCUUGAAUUUUGAUAUCAUUUCUAUAUCAAUUUUCGAACGAAGUUAGCAUUUUCAUUUGUAAAGGCUAAUACAUUUGGUUACGACUACAUUGGAACCCGAACAGUGCAAAUGGAUGGAUUGAUCUCUGUAUUGAAUGCCUAUUCGGAGUUUUGGAAUUUUUGUUCUGUGACCCCAAUCUCCGAAUUCUUAUGGGUGAUAGUCGAAAUAGUUUUGAAAAGCACUAAAUCCAUGCCCGACGUAAGAAUCAGUGAUAUUUUAUAUAAUUUCAGAGUUCGAGUAACCGAUGCUAUGAAUUAAUUAAACCUCAGAAUAGGUAUGACUUAUGUGAUUUUCAUCAAGGACAAGGGUUAAAUCUAUUGUAACCCUAACAAAAAUCUACUAUGUAUUCGCUUUACCGUGUAUCCAUGUAUCCACAGUAAAACAAAUUUCAAUAAUUUUUUUUAUCUCAUCAGAGUUUCUAGAGUAAAUAAAGUGUUCUUAAUUAUUCUAAUUA